AUGACGGAACGGAAGAUCGAUCAGAUUGACGAACACCCUGAUCUAUCAGGGCAGGAAUCCAAGACCCGUCUUUUACAUCUACCACCGCUGCAAAUCAAAACGAACAGCGUAACGGGCAUGAAGCGUGUGUUGGGUGAGCGUGCCAACGCCAUUCUUGCAUCAAAGGACGCCAUUUCUCCAGAUAUAUCAGCUAACGUACACACACCUAAUUCUAGCGACGCAUGUGGCAGGCUCAAUCCCAACAUGAAGCCUAGCCGCUCCACCAAGGCUACUUCUAUCUGUGGAUCCCCUACAGACUCUUUACGUCGCGAACGGCGCUACUCUCUAGCGGAACAGGCCUUGGAGCAUGCACUUAAGAGUUGCACAAGCGAACGGUCGCCUCGAGAACUUCAGAUUCUUGCUUUGGAAAAAGCGACGGCUGCGCUGGGUGCGCGUGCGAAUGAAUCAAGGGACCGUGCUGCCAAGUUAAGGAUCUGUCUCGCAGAUAGAGCGGUCGAUCCACAGAGCUACGCUGCCCUGCAAUCGGAUCGCUGGAUGGAGGAACGAAGGCAGUCUGCAGUAGACCGAGAGGUUCGCCAAUUGAGUCAGCAUCUGGCUUCACUCAAGUUGAAAAGGGAUGCGCCCGAGCAAGGAAGGGUCAACGAGAAUCUUCCAGCUACACCCCUCGACAACGAGGCAAGGCGCCGGGCUAAUCUUGCUAGAUUUUUUGAACGAUCACACACGAGGAAAUCAUUACACAUCCACCAUAAGUGCAGGCCUCUUUUCGUUGACUGCAGCUUCUCACGCCGAAUCACCAUGAGCGACGUUUCACCCCUUCGUCUCCGCCCGUCGACCAGUGUCACUCGGAGGUUAACAACACAGCAUACCCGUCCAAAAUCGAUUGGUGAGCCAGCUGUUCCUCCAAGACGCUCCAACAAACCACGGGUCGCAAGCGGGCCAACUAGACCAUCCUCGCUAGUUAGAAAUACAUGUCAUUCCAAUGCGGAAUAUUCUUCCACAUCUUUGUCGCAGUCAUCGACCCCUUCAUCUCGCUUGCUGCCAUUUAAUGAGACUGAUGACGUGACUUCUACUCGGCCUUCUACUCCUCCAUUAUCCAUUGCAUCGACAUCGUCAAAUGGGGCAUCACAUGUGUCACGUGUGUCAUCAGAGACAUCACUACAAGCGCCUUCGGGGGGCGUAGCGACAAUCUACGCAAGUUCUUCGCCACGCUCGCAUACGGAGAUCCUUGCGGAACUAGACAAGGACUCGGUCCGCGUGCCAGAGUAUGCUGUGAACCUACUAGAGGGGUUCGAUCUCAUUCAUCAUGACAUUGCUCUUCCAAAGAGAGAGAUCUCGUUGAAGCCGAAGGAAGAGGAGUCAGCAGCAGAAGUUCCCCGUCCAUCGGAAGAAUCGGACACGGGACCUUAUACCUCAUUCGCUCUCCCUCCGUUCCAACCAGAACCCUCGUGGUCCCACACAUCACUCAACACGCCUUCUACACCGCGGUCGCACGUGCCAACGCUGCACCCUCUUUCUUCUGGCUCAUCAACGCCCUCAGGCUUGAGUAUGGCGACGGGCUCGCGGCCCCCUACGUUGCCCUUGCGGCCACACUCCCUCCUGUUCCUCAUGCGGAAACGCAAGGACUCCCAGUACAGCUUAGCGUCAUCGUCGACGAACCUAGAUGGGGACGGUGCGCGUGGAUCGAAGCGGCGUUUUACGUUAUUCACGAGGAAGUAG
Suillus paluster is the source of this 1716-nucleotide messenger RNA. RefSeq lists its product as uncharacterized. Lineage: Eukaryota; Fungi; Basidiomycota; Agaricomycetes; Boletales; Suillaceae. The record is from RefSeq and is a predicted model, not a curated record. Bases 1 to 1716 code for a protein of 571 amino acids. The transcript is spliced from 3 exons.